Messenger RNA from Mytilinidion resinicola, 1264 nucleotides. RefSeq lists its product as uncharacterized. The record is from RefSeq and is a predicted model, not a curated record. NCBI's taxonomy places the organism in Eukaryota, Fungi, Ascomycota, Dothideomycetes, Mytilinidiales, Mytilinidiaceae. The transcript is spliced from 5 exons. The coding region runs from base 266 to 886 and encodes 206 amino acids.
CCAAGCUCACCUCCCUUUUAAACCCCCAGCCCGCUGCCCUUAUCACUGCAACCAUUCACCACCACACUCGCUUUGGUGCUUCGACUUGACUUCUGCAGCGACUUCUUCUUCUUCUCCCCGCCUUCCGUCGUUUCAGCAGCUACCCGUAUCGUCUUGUAAUCACCGCUUCAUUCCACUGUCGCUGUCCGUGCCUGUGCUGUCCGUGCCAUCGUUGCCAGCAACAGAACUUCAGUAAAAAAAACCCCAACUUCACAUUAAUACCACCAUGCGUUCGACACUUGCCCUCGGCGUCCUCGCCCUAGUCAGCUCUACCUACUCCCAAGAGCAAUACUCCAUCGACCCCAACUCCGUCAGCCUCUCCCUCAGGCAGUUCUGGUGUAACCAGCAAACGAGCGAGUGCCCUCUGAUCUGCCUCCAAUACCCCGAGAACUCCGCCUCCACCCAGUCCAACACCUGCGACCCCACCACACUCACGUUCAGCUGCGUCUGUGAUAAAGGCGAGACACCAAACAUCACCGAGUACUCUCAGACUGUGCCCUUCUACAUCUGCCAGGAAUGGGGUAACCAGUGCGUCGCUGGCUGUGGACAGGACAACGCUUGCUCCAACGAUUGCAGAGCCAACCACCCCUGCGGCGCCCAGAGCCCCGUCCGAGCCAACAGCAGCACCCUUUCCGCAACCUCCAAGCCCACCGGCACGGGCGCCGCUGCAACGAACGCCCAGACGACUGCCACCGGCGCCGUCUACACCGGUUUCGGCGGAGCUGCAGCCACAAGCACUGGAUCUGCGAAGAAGGGUGCUGCUACGACGGCCAUGCAAGUCGGAAGCAGUUAUGGUCUUGCCGUUGUGUUUGCUGGGCUCUUCGCUGGCUUCGCACUUGUGUUGUAGACAACUACCAUCCCCAUGUCCGGGAUUCGAUCUUGCCUUACUCCGAACCACCAUCUCAGAGUUUUCCCGUAUACAGCCUCCCGCUAGGUCCUCGACAUCCACGCCGAUACCGAUAUCACACGAUUUAACCCUCUAUACCACACUCCCUUCGAUGCAUACACGGCGAGCGCGUCUACCAUUUGAUCCAGUUCGUUCCUUCUUUCAAGCGUCCCGGCGGUCCUUAUUUCCGGAUUUCUGGUCCUAUAUCACACUUUUUUUUUAUUCAACGGGGGACAAAAGGGUCAUGUCUUGCAUUUUCCAACAUUUUCCUGGGACAGAGUAGCUAUUUACUUAAUUGAAGCAGGGGAGGAAAGGAGAGGAUGAUAGUGGAAAGUAGGG